GUCGCAGACUUUGGGAAGAGAAACCUUCUUAAACUCUUGUCUGAUUCUGAUUUUUUCUCAGGACUCUAUGUGUUGGUGGGAACAGGGGUUCUCAUGACCACAGUUGGAUUUUUUGGGUGCUGUGGAGCAGCGCGGGAGUCUCAGUUCUUACUUGGAUCAUUCUUUGCUUGCUUGUUGGUGAUAUUUGCAGCUGAGAUCACUGCUGGGGUAUUUGCCUUUAUAGGCAAGAAAGUGGCAAUACAGGAAGCCCAGAAAAUCUAUGAAGACAUUUAUGACGACUAUAUGAAAAACCCAGCGGGGAAGGUCAACAGGACUAUCUAUCACUACCACCUGGCUCUCCAGUGCUGUGGUAAAGAUAAUAUAGAACAACAAAUGGGAUUACCCUGUCCAGAGAAUAUCCAGAUGCCAAAGAACUGUCUGCUUGAAAUCCAGAAUGUAAUUGAUACUAGUCUGCAUCUAGUUGGAAUUGCUGGAAUUGCAAUUGCCGGCAUCACAAUCUUUGGCAUGAUAUUCAGCAUGGUUCUGUGCUGUGUGAUCCGUAACACAAGAGACAUGAUCUAA
This is a messenger RNA of Apaloderma vittatum (bar-tailed trogon), 561 nucleotides long. RefSeq names its product tetraspanin 2 (gene TSPAN2). Lineage: Eukaryota; Metazoa; Chordata; Aves; Trogoniformes; Trogonidae. The record is from RefSeq and is a predicted model, not a curated record. The annotation marks the transcript as partial. The transcript has 6 exons. Gene Ontology annotation, cellular component: membrane.